AUGACUGAAGCGGACGGGGAGAAUGUGGCGACAAUCGCCUUCGAGCCAGUAGCGGUAUCCCCAUCAAGAAGCUUGGGAAACAACAUGGAAACUACUCCUAAGACGGCAAAGCCAAAACUCGUGCCUUCAACCCGAUUUGCUUUGGCAAUCAUUUGCUUUUUGGGAUGUGCUGUCACAUACACUUUGAGAACGAACAUGUCUUUGGCCAUCGUUUGUAUGGUCUCAGAAAACAAAACUAUGGGUGAACUGUCCGGAAAUGUUAGUAUCAACAAGUGUGGAAAAGAAGUUGUCGCUAGCAGCGAUUCUGUUAUCGGUGAAUUUGAUUGGGAUAAGGCUACUCAAGGAAGAGUGCUUGGAGCUUUCUUCUAUGGUUAUAUCGGAAGUCAAAUUCUUGGUGGAAUUAUUGCUAGCAAGUUUGGUGGUAAACGAAUCAUUUUCGCCUGUAUCCUUGGAUCAUCCCUCUUCACCCUACUGAGUCCUAUUGCUGCCAGAACAAGUUCUUACUUCCUCGUCAUCCUUAGAGCCCUCAUCGGAUUCCUUCAAGGAGCAACUUUCCCAGCUAUGCACACUAUGUGGUCAGUUUGGGGACCACCACUCGAACUCUCUGUGUUGACAGGAAUCACUUAUGCAGGAUCUCAAGUUGGUAAUGUUGUUGUACUUCCCCUUGCUGGUUAUCUCUGCCAAAACGGUUUUGAUGGAGGAUGGCCAAGUAUCUUCUACAUCCUUGGUUUCGCUGGUGUCUUCUGGUGUGCCGCUUGGAUGUAUAUGACCUCUGAUCGCCCAGCCACCCACCCUCGCAUUAGCGCUGAAGAAAAAAAUUACAUUAUCGAGUCCAUUGAAGCUAGUACAGGAAAGGGACAUGAUAAGCCACCUCCAACCCCAUGGAAGAGCAUCUUCACAAGUCGAGCUGUAUGGGCUUGCUGGAUCGGACACUUUGCUGGAGAUUGGGGAGCUUAUACCAUGAUGGUAGCUAUGCCUAUGUUCUUGAAGGAUGUUUUGCAACUCGAUUUAUCAUCUCUUGGUGUUUUGGCCUCCGUUCCAUAUGUUGCUUACUUCUUAGCUAUCAACGUUGGAGGUAUUCUGGCCGAUACUAUUCGUUCUAAAGGAAUCUUGGGAACUUUGAACACCAGAAGAGGGGCUAUGUUAACAGCUUUGAUUGGCCAAGCUAUCUUCCUUGUUCUCUCAAGUUACUGUGGAUGUGGACAAGAGAUCCUUGUCAUCGUCUUCCUUACCAUCGGUAUGGCUAUCUCCGGACUCCAAUACUCUGGAUUUGUUGUUAACUACCUUGAUAUUGCUCCUAUUUAUUCUGGAACCAUUAUGGGAAUCGGAAACACCAUCUCCUGCCUUGCUGGUGUUUUGACUCCAGAAGUCACAACCUUCCUUGUCCGCAAUAAUAGUCAAGAAGAAUGGCAAUUGGUCAUGUGGGUAACUGCCGGAGUUCUUGUCACUGGUUCAGUUAUUUUCUCACUCUUCGCUAAGGGUGAAGUUCAAGAAUGGGCUAAGAACAAGUCAGCUGACUCAGUUGAAGGAAUUCCUCUUAAGGAGAAGACCCCUGAAGCUUAA
Molecule: messenger RNA, 1563 nt
Organism: Auanema sp. JU1783
Lineage: Eukaryota; Metazoa; Nematoda; Chromadorea; Rhabditida; Rhabditidae
Source: the annotation of a GenBank genome assembly